AUGACUAUGAAUCAUCCAACCAACAAUAUCAGGUUUGUCAAUAUUUUCUAAAUUUUGGAUUUAAUUCUACCGUUAGUUAGUGAAUUUUAAGCUGGCGGGAAUAUUUCCCAUUUUUGCCACGUCAUGAUUCAUUUUAGAAGACACACAAAUUACUGUAAAUCAUAAACGUUGCAAAGAUCUAAUUGAUUUUUGCGGAGAGUUAUAACUUUUGCAAUUUAAAAAUUAAUAUCUUUCAGAGCCAUAAGUAUUGGAAAAUCGGCGAAUAAUUCAAUUGUAAUUCGAAAUCGAAGCCAAACUGAAAUUGUAUCAGUGGAAAGAAAACGAGUCAGUUAUCGAAGUUCAGAAAAGGUAGGCCAGAUUUUGGGGGAUUUUUCACAAUGCUUCACGUUUAAACUUUCAAAAAAAAAUCAAUUGAAAUUGAAAUUUUUGAGAGUUGACUCGUGAAAUUUCGAAGUUUAUCUAAUUAUUCAGAUUUCCAUCUUCAACUUAAAAAAUAAUAAUUUCCAGCCAACCCACGUGUUCAAUUCUCAAAAACCUCCAAUCUCCGCUGCUCCAACUCUCCUUCCAUCUUACCGUAAUCGAGCCUCUUCUAAUGCAAAUUCAAAACCAACAGUAAUUUAUAUCAAAUCACAAUAA
This is a messenger RNA of Caenorhabditis angaria, 636 nucleotides long. The record is from the annotation of a GenBank genome assembly. Lineage: Eukaryota; Metazoa; Nematoda; Chromadorea; Rhabditida; Rhabditidae.